This is a messenger RNA of Venustampulla echinocandica, 1839 nucleotides long. RefSeq lists its product as uncharacterized. Gene Ontology annotation, molecular function: ATP binding; ligase activity, forming carbon-nitrogen bonds. Bases 1 to 1839 code for a protein of 612 amino acids. NCBI's taxonomy places the organism in Eukaryota, Fungi, Ascomycota, Leotiomycetes, Helotiales, Pleuroascaceae. The record is from RefSeq and is a predicted model, not a curated record. Gene Ontology annotation, biological process: tRNA processing. The transcript is spliced from 2 exons.
AUGGGCGUCUCUAGUCAUGUCUUCAAAGCUCAAGCCUCCACGGCUCGCCCACUUGCGGUAGCAGAGUUCCUAAGCUCUCUAUCUAAAAUAUGCACCACCGCCGAGAGCUCUCAUCGGGGGCAGGCGGAGACCUUCGGCCUGGCUAUCAGCGGUGGGGUUGACUCAAUGGCCCUUGCUACUCUCUGCUCUCAACUCCAAUCCACGUAUCCCGGCACUGGUCUCCCUCCCUUGGGUUCUCUCCGGAAAAUCGACUUUCGGGCUUUUGUAGUGGAUCAUGGGGUUAGAGCCGGAAGUACUUCUGAGGCAAAUUCUGUUGCUAGACUCCUUGAAGGACGAGGUGCGGAAAUUGCCUACUUCGGCCAAGCUCUAUGGCUAACUAGAUAUUUAGGCAUACAAACGCAGGUGCUGCAGAUCAACUGGCCUGGAUGUGAUAAUCCAGCAGAUAAGCCUAAUUUUGAAUCCCUGGCCAGGAAGUAUCGCUACCAGAUAAUGGGCAAAGCCUGUAAAGACUUAGGAAUCAGGUCCCUGCUUCUUGCCCAUCACGAAGAUGAUCAGGCGGAAACUAUCUUGAUGAGGCUGAUUAAAGGCCAUGGCAGGCUUGGUCUCAUGGGUAUGAAGGUUGAUGGUGGAAUUCCAGAAUGCUACGGCAUACAUGGCGUCUAUGAGAGUGGAGGGAUCCCUAUCCAAAGUCCUCUCAUUGAACCCCAUUCGGAGCAUAACGCCCUCGCCUUCCCCCAAAAUUCGGAACAGAUGAACCUAUUUUAUCAAGCUCGGUUACCUAUAGAGACAGGUGGUAUCAAGAUUUAUCGGCCCUUGCUGAGCGUUGGCAAAGAGAGGUUGAUAGCUACCUGCCAGGCUGAGGGAAUGGAGUGGUUUGAAGAUCAUACGAACAAGGACCCGACACUCACGACAAGAAAUGCUAUCAGGCAUAUGUACAAAUCCUACUACAUGCCAGCCGCCUUAACAAAACCUGCUCUCCUCGAGCUAUCAGCAAGAUGCAGGGCGGUCACCAAUUCCGAACUGGAGGUGACGAAACAGUGGCUUGCUCGGUGUGACAUACGAACCUUCGACAACCGAACUAGCAUCUUGGAUAUCCGAUUUCCAGAUCUCAAAACAUUUGCAAAUACACAGCAGGCGGAUGGCCAACUCCUGGCGGCGAACAUUAUCCGCUAUAUCGUCAUGCUUGUUACACCGGAAGAACAUGUAUCGCUCUCCUUUCUAAACACCGCCGUAGAACGUGUUUUCCGCGAGGUCAUGACAAGUAAAAAAAAUCAGCGAAAGCCCCCCAUGGCGUUCACAGUGGCCGGGGUUGAAUUUCGACCCAUUAUUGAGGGUGUCUCUCACGCCCGUCACCAGGGCUCGAAGCCCCCUGUAGAAGAGAAGUGCAGAUGGCUUAUAUCCCGGCAGCCAUACAACUCCAGCUCAGAAACGCACCCCUCCAUCCUCGUCCCUCCACCUCACUCUCCCCUCGAAAAUACAUGGUCAGAAUGGACCCUCUACGACGGACGAUACUGGAUCCGUAUUAAAAACCGCGGCCCAAUGCCAGUCCUCGUCCGACCUUUCCGCAAGGAACACCUACAUAGAUUACUACGUCCCCCCAAUUGGAUCGGUAAGGGACGAAGGCUAAAGCAGAUACUGAAGAGAAUUGCACCCGGAGCUUCAAGAUGGACGAUACCAGCUCUUGUACUUCGAGGAAAUGAUGCUAAGGAAGUGCCGUUUGCUCUUCCAUCCCUAGAUUUCCGGGAUCCUGACCUGGGGGCCGAGGUGGAUUGGGAAAUCAGGUAUAAGAAACUGUACACUGAUGGACUUCCACAGCUUCACUCCACCUUAGAAGUGUAA